CCAGAAAGGAUGUUGCAAGACAGCGAACUUUCCUUCAGAUUUUAGAAGAGAAGGUCCCUUUCAUCUCUGCCUGGAAUCAUGGCAGUGAAUAAACAUUGCUAGCUCCAAGGACAGUGCUCCCAAGGGCUCUCGAGGCAGAUGAGGUGAGGUGCUGAAGAAAAGGGGAGAAGAAUGCAGAAAGUGUGAAAGCCUUUCACCAGUCUGAGUCCCCUCGGACGUUGCACAGGGUUGGGAUCUACCUUGCAUGCGACAGAUGGCUUCAGGGUUACCAUUCCUGCUCUGACUUAGCGUGUGCAAUCAGUGGAAAGAGACCAAGACCCCCCCAGCGUGAUUCCCCUGAGCUGCCUUAGCUAUCAACCUGAUAUAAAUGAGUUGUGCUCUACAGGGUAUAUAAGAGCGGAUGCUAGAAUCCUGUGUAGGUUAGAGACUGUGAAUAGGUAAGAAUUAUUGUCUCUCUUGAUUAAAAAAAAUGAUGGUAUUACAAACAGUUUUUAUAUGUCAGGUUCAAAACAGAGGGAAGUAGUCCUCACAACAUUCAGGUGAACAUAUUCCCAUUGCCAGGGGAUGCUGCUGAUGCCAAAAGUAGCUGUGAGUUCAAAAUGAGAUUGGACAAGUGAAUAGAAAAAAAUCUAGGUGUGGUGAAAUGCAAAGAUAAGCUUGAUAUCAACUGACUUCAGACAGCUUCCGCAUAGAUGUGUACUCACAAACAUCACCCCCUACUCUUAUUACAGCCAACAGAAAGGAACAAGAACUUCUAGAGCAUCACUCGCUAGCUUAUUUUGGACACCUACAUCCAGGGAAGAGAAUUAUGUACUCCAGAGUCUGCAGCAGGCCAGGAGAGCACCUAGGAAGGAAAUGUGCUUCUUCUCUUUCCUGGCAUUUGCUCAUGAUGAUGGCAGAAGACAGGGCAUGGGGUUGGUUAAACCUUUCAUACCUGCUCUAGGUGUGCCUGUUCCUGCCAUCAGACUGUCAAAGACACCCUCAGGGAGGGAAUCUUCUCCAGUGUCAGCACUGAGGAGUUUUGUCUAAUCCAUACACCUGAUGUGACUCCUCAGCCUACUCCCACUGCUGCUGAGCUGGGUCAGAUGCGCUCCGUGCACGUGUUGCUUGCUUCUUCAGGGUAUAAGGAACGGAAACUCUGGCUGCACGGAGAGUUCACAGGGCUCACCAGUCUCAGAGUCCCCAGAAAGCACCUUUAACCAUGGAAGGAGGAUAGAAAGCAGAAACGUCAUCGGCCAUCGUAUGAGGUGGAAGCAAGGUGCACAAGGUGAUACAGGGCUGCCUGCCAUCAAGCAGUGGCUGAUUGCCAGAUGCUUCUGCUUUGCUUAACAAAGCUUAUGAGUCAGACACGCAGAGAGAAAGGUCCAUCGUUCAGGAGCCAGAGCAUUCCUUUCCCUUUUGACAAUGUUCAGGUUUCAGGAAAUGCAGUGUGCCAGAACAACGUGCCCUCCCAAGCCUUGCUCUGAAGAAGAGUACGUUCUCCCUCUCUGCGCAACCGCUUCUGCCACAGAGGCUGCCUUCUAGAGAGUUCAGCCAAGCAGUUAGAGCUUGCAGCUGCAAAAAUCUGCUCAGCCCUGAGACUAGAGGGCUGUACAGCAGUGUUCAGCGCUGUCACGAAGCCUGAGUAUCAGUGCCAAAGGACCAGCGUUGGGCAAAAUACAUACAGGUGGAAGGGGAGUUUUGAUACAUCUCUGUUCGUACAGCCGUUGGUCAGGGAUGAAUAAGGUUUUGGGAAGAGCCAUUUAAGUGCUGCGACCGUCACAAACAGGCUUUGCAACACUUAAAUCCUUCCUACAAAUGGUGUUGGUGCAGGGCCCAGGAACACGUGGCUGAAUCCAGGUUGCACAGAACACUGCAUGCUGCAGGGCCCUACCUGGACCACCGCCAGCUUCUCACCUUGUUUCUCAGUCCAGGUUUACCAGAGCUUGACCAUCUGUGUUUGCAAUGCAACAAGUGAAAGAGAACAUUCCCUGCCCCACUGAGGUCCUCUCUCCUGCUGGAGGGACCAGCCGUCCCCAGAUUUUUCGCUUCUGCUGUCUCCUAUACUCCAUUUGCCCUCAGAGAAGCUCAGAGAGACCCUUGGGGAUAGGGGACACCAUCAAAAGAACGCCUACACCUCUGCAGACGGUGUGACAGAAAUGAUGACACGUGGAACAGGAAUGACCCAAAGCGGUUGGUUUUGCACGGUUGCAGAGCACCACGUGUUUCUCUUGCGCCCAGCACUGCCCUCCUUCACUACCCCACCUGGCACAGCCCCACUGCAACUCCAGCACCCUUGUGAAUCAUUAACAGCCCAAGCCCAGCUGCUCCUUUCACUCAAUUUUCUUUACCAGCCUCUAAACCUUUAACUCGAGCGAGGCACAGACCAAAAAGAGUCAAAAAGACUUCACGUGGCUCUGCAUCUCCUGAUAACACCGCAAGCAGCCAGAGCAACGGCGGGCAGAUAUGCCCCAUCCCUGCAUCCCUGCUGGUCCUCCCUGCAACAAGGGUUCCCGUUUGUCCUUUGCGCUGACGCCACACACAUCCCCAUUCCUCCUUUUACAGAGAGCAGUCUCCUCCGGGGUUUGCGAUAGGACUCAAUGUAAAAGCACCUCUCCGUCAUCUCCAUGAAUUCUCUGGCCCUUCUGCUUUCCUAGGAGCGUUUGGUCAUUUAUGUCCACGAAAGAAACUGCUGUUCCCAUGCGUGGCUGCUUGGCGUAGGGUGGAGAUAUCUACUUUAAGGCUUGUCGAAGGAGGCGGGCACUGAGGAGCAGUCAGUCUUAAAGCUGAGACAUACACAAAUGAAGGGGACAGGAGGGAGCAGGCACAGCUACAGCCGAGAGCUGAGGACAGGUGUAUAAAAGAGCGUGGCAUGAAGGCGGCGCGCCAGCACGUGAAAACACAGCAGUUCACGCAGCUGCCUGGAGGAACGUGUACCGCAGCAGCGUAUGGGUGUGAGAGCAGCUUUGCUUGAACCAGAUCUGGAGAUCCUUCCAGAGGACUUGUUAAGGUCCCUUGCAAAAACGAUGAAGCCUAGAAGGGUGCCAGUGCUCCUGACGCUGGCAUUUCUGUCCUUCCUUUUCAUCCACUUCCAAUUCCAACCCUGCAGCAACAGUGCCCUCACGGAAGACAAAUCUUCUCCAGUCCACAUCCUCAUUCUCUCCUCCUGGCGGUCAGGAUCUUCCUUCAUUGGACAAAUCUUCAGCCAGCACCCCAGUGUCUUCUACCUGAUGGAGCCUGCAUGGCAUGUGUGGGUUAGGAUGCACCAGAACAGCGCUGAAGUCUUACAAAUGGCAGUGCGGGACCUAGUCAGGUCGGCCUUUCUGUGCGACAUGUCUGUGUUUGAUGUUUACAUGUCUCGCCAGAAGCAAAAGUCUGAUUUAUUUCAGUGGGAGACAAGCCGAGCCUUGUGCUCCCCCCCUGCCUGCGACUCAUUCAGUCGCAAUGACAUUAUCACUGCACACAACUGCAAAACAAUGUGUAGCAAAUACCCAUUCAGCAAGGUGGAGGAAGCUUGUAAAACCUACAGCCAUAUCGUCAUCAAGGAGGUUCGGUUCUUCGACCUGAAAGUUCUCUACCCGCUUCUCACCGAUCCAUCCCUGAACCUUAAAAUCAUUCACUUGGUACGCGAUCCUCGGGCUGUGUUCAGGUCCCGAGAGAAGUCAGUGUUCGAGCUGAAACGUGACAGUGACAUUGUCGUGCGGUCCCAGUGGACAACAGAAGAAACGGAGCCCUACGACGCAAUGCAAGUGAUCUGCAAAAGCCAUGUGGAGAUCUACAAGGCAGGCACUCAGACCAUUCCCAGCUCCUUGAGAGAUCGCUACUUGCUGGUUCGCUAUGAAGACAUCGUCAGAGACCCAUUAGCAAGGGCUGCUCAGAUGUACAGGUUUGCAGAACUCCAUUUCACACCAGAACUUCAGAAGUGGGUACACAACAUCACCCACGGGAAGGGGCAAGGCACACAGGCUUUUGUUAUUGGGUCCAGAGAUGCGCUGAGAGUGUCCCAGGCCUGGAGGACAACCCUUCCCUUUGAGAAAAUAGAAAAAGUGCAAGAUGUGUGCAAGGAUGCAAUGGACCUGCUGGGCUACCGGCUCGUUCAGUCUGAAGAAGAGCAGAAAGAUAUAUCACUGGAUCUUUCGUUUGCCCAGAAAGCCUCUGAGUAACAAAUUCUAAUGGCAGAAAAGCUGCUUUCUGCAUCAACUCUCUGCAGGCUGCAGAGUGGAAAACUGUUUACUAGAGCAAAACAGGACAGAGGUGUUUGCAUACGUGUGUAAGAGUGCGUGCAUGGGUGUGCUGUGCAAGGACAAGUAACACAGGAACCCCGACUGCGCACAUGAGAGCUUUCUCAGCGGCUCAGGGUCACUCUCCAAAGGGUCCUGGCAGUUCAACCAGAAGGCAGGCUUAAGGAAUGCAAUGCAAGUCUGUUUUCCAAAUUAAUUCCAUGGAAGCAUGUAUAGGUCGGAGCAAACAGAAUGCUAAAGGAGUGGGACCAGAUAGCAGAGCUCAAACCCCUCACAGACCACAGCUGAACACUACUGAAACCACUUAGAGCAACUGCACUGCAAUGGAAAAGGAAAUAUAAAUGGAAGCUGAAUAAAAAGAGCAUUAUUUGCUAUGCCGCAUGCAGGACAUGUAAUGCCUGAAGAGACACGGGGAUGACCAGACAUUGGCUUCUGGAAAGAUCCUUUUUUUUUAAGUAACGGCUGAGUUUUCAAGCCCAGUUUUUCUUUUGCUCCAUUCUUGUGCCUGGGCAUCCAGCCUUGGUGGCAAUGUUAGGGAAAUAUUUGUGUUCACUUACUGUAUAAUGGGACAACUGAAUAAACCGGCUAUGGUUGGAAAUAAAAACUCCUGGGUUUG
This is a messenger RNA of Cuculus canorus (common cuckoo), 4836 nucleotides long. RefSeq names its product carbohydrate sulfotransferase 4 (gene CHST4). Gene Ontology annotation, cellular component: Golgi membrane. Gene Ontology annotation, biological process: N-acetylglucosamine metabolic process; keratan sulfate proteoglycan biosynthetic process; carbohydrate metabolic process. The coding region runs from base 2928 to 4142 and encodes 404 amino acids. The transcript is spliced from 2 exons. Gene Ontology annotation, molecular function: N-acetylglucosamine 6-O-sulfotransferase activity. Lineage: Eukaryota; Metazoa; Chordata; Aves; Cuculiformes; Cuculidae. The record is from RefSeq and is a predicted model, not a curated record.